CAAACGUGCGCCUGGAGACUGGUCGCUCGCCCUCCUCCAAUCCAACCUCUCUCUCCGAGUCGUGAACAGCCUGCUAAUCAGACUAUCGGCGUCGCUCAGGCAGCAUGGCGGCCGCGAACUCACGCCCCGAGUCUCCCACCUCUACCCCGACGCUGUCGCACCGCGACCUCGUCCACGUCGACGCCGCGCUCGAGAUGCACACCGGCGACGGCCCUGUACCUGCGAUCAACGCGCCCCCUGCCCUGUUCGGCGCAGGCGGUCCUAUGUUGAAGCGGUUCGACCAGUCGGCCGCUUCGAGUAAGAUGCCCUCGCAAUCCGCGACGCCGCCCAUUUCGGUCGUCGGCAUCGGCAACAAAGUUGCGAAGCCGGACUAUUCAGAAGCUAAGAUCGUGGUGGCCACCGUUGGGCUACCCGCGCGGGGCAAGUCGUACCUUAGCAACAAGCUCAUGCGCUAUCUCAAAUGGCUAGAGUACGAUGUCAAGGUAUUCAAUGUCGGCCAGCUGCGUCGAUCGCGGGCCCGGCAACGAGCCAUGACGAGCGGUCAGCGAGAGGACCACACGGCAGAGUACUUCAGCCACUCGAACGAGCAGGCGACCCGGCUGCGCGACAAGCUCGCCGAGGACAGCCUGGAAAUGCUCAUCCAAUGGCUCAAGGACGGCGGGAACGUCGGCAUCCACGAUGCAACGAACAGCACGCACAAUCGAAGAGAGAAGAUGAAGCAGCGUGUCGCGCGCGAGAAGGGCUUCACCGUGAUCUUCCUCGAGUCGAUCUGCGACGACCCGGCGAUCAUCGCUGCCAACGUCGCGCUCAAGGUAUCCUCGGGUGACCCGGACUACAAGGACAUGUCGCCCGACCAGGCGAAGGCGGACUUCCUGCGGCGCAUUCGCGCGUACGAGCAGGUCUACGAGACGAUCACGGAGCCCCACCUCUCGUACCUCAAAAUCAUCAACGUCGGCAACCAGGUCGUCAUGAACCACAUCCGCGGGUACCUGCAGAGUCGCAUCGCGUUCUACCUGAUGAACUUGCACCUGAAGCCGAGGAGCAUAUUCAUGUCGCGGCAUGGGGAGAGCCAGUACAACGUGGAGGGCAAGAUCGGCGGUGACGCGCCACUGUCCGAGCGCGGGCAAGCCUACGCGAAAUCAUUGCCCGGUCUCAUCAAGGACAACAUCGGCGAUGCCCCUCUCACAGUCUGGACAUCAACCCUGCAACGUACCAUCCAAACAGCGCACUUCCUACCGUAUACCAAGCUGACAUGGAAGUCCCUCGACGAGCUGGAUGCCGGUGUGUGUGACGGCAUGACGUACGAAGAGAUCGAGCAAGCAUACCCGGAAGACUUCGCAAAUCGUGACGAAGACAAGUUCAACUACCGCUAUCGAGGUGGCGAGUCGUACCGAGACGUCGUUGUGCGUCUCGAGUCCGUCAUCAUGGAAUCAGAGCGACAAGAGAACAUCCUCAUCAUCGGGCACCAGGCCAUUCUCCGUUGCUUAUAUGCUUAUUUCCACAAUUUCCCCCAGGCCGACCUACCCUACAUCAAGAUCCCCCUGCACACCGUCAUCAAGCUUACACCAAAGGCGUACGGUUGUGACGAGGAGCGAUACACGCUCCCGAUCGACGCAGUCGACACACACCGACCGAAGCCCAAGGCGGCGGUCGCGAAGCAGCCACAGCUCGACGAGGUGCCGGGGUCGACAGCGAAACGACAGUAUUACGUGGAAGAGGAGACGGCAUGAAUCAUGAAUACAUCAAACGGAACAUUGUACAAUACCGCGCAUGGUUGCACAUGGUUCACCCUAAACUCGUGAUGGCCGGUCGAGAGAAUGGUAAUCUGUGGCCGGAUUUGUGAACAGCCUCUGGUACAGAUACCUGGCAGUGCGCCUUCAUGCAGGCAACCAGAAGGUUCUACUGAGGUUCCAUGCUGCUAUGCCUGUCCUUCAUCUUGUCCUCAUCCUCGCUCUCCAUCUUGUCCUCCUCGCGCUCCAUUUCCUCGACGUCAUCCGCAGAGAUGUCAUCCCAGUUGAAGCCCUGCGGUUGGCUAGGCAGGCUCUCCUCAUCGGCUCCACCGCGCACCUUAUCAUCUUCCUUGAUCUUCAAG
This is a messenger RNA of Rhodofomes roseus, 2092 nucleotides long. Its product is annotated as bifunctional 6-phosphofructo-2-kinase/fructose-2,6-bisphosphate 2-phosphatase. Gene Ontology annotation, biological process: fructose metabolic process; fructose 2,6-bisphosphate metabolic process. Gene Ontology annotation, cellular component: cytosol. Gene Ontology annotation, molecular function: 6-phosphofructo-2-kinase activity; ATP binding; fructose-2,6-bisphosphate 2-phosphatase activity. NCBI's taxonomy places the organism in Eukaryota, Fungi, Basidiomycota, Agaricomycetes, Polyporales, Fomitopsidaceae. The record is from RefSeq and is a predicted model, not a curated record. Bases 105 to 1730 code for a protein of 541 amino acids. The transcript has 17 exons.